Messenger RNA from Corythoichthys intestinalis (scribbled pipefish), 984 nucleotides. Its product is annotated as trace amine-associated receptor 13c-like. Gene Ontology annotation, cellular component: membrane. Gene Ontology annotation, molecular function: trace-amine receptor activity. The transcript is spliced from 2 exons. Bases 1 to 984 code for a protein of 327 amino acids. Gene Ontology annotation, biological process: G protein-coupled receptor signaling pathway. Lineage: Eukaryota; Metazoa; Chordata; Actinopteri; Syngnathiformes; Syngnathidae. The record is from RefSeq and is a predicted model, not a curated record.
AUGGAGAGCAAGGACCAUUCUGAGCUCUGCUUUCCACAGUUGGCCAACCUGUCAUGCAAAAAGUCCAUGUUGGAAUCAUCUGAAGAUGUUCUUAAUGCUCUGCUGUCUUUAACCUGUGUCCUCACUGUGAUGCUCAAUUUGAUUGUCAUUGUUGCAAUCUCCCAUUUCAGGCUGCUUCACACUCCCACCAACCUGCUCCUCCUCUCUCUCGCCGUCUCCGACGUCCUAGUGGGCCUCGUGGUGUGGCCUGGUGGGAUCUAUCUCAGAACAUCCUGCUGGGCUUUUGGCGACAUAGCAUGCAUUUGCUUUCAGUUUGCCUCCUUCAUCAUUGUGUCCGCCUCAGUGGGAAACAUGGUGUUGAUAUCAGUUGACCGUUACAUGGCCAUUUGCGAUCCUCUCCACUAUAAUGUCAAAGUCACUGUGAAUAGAAUCCAAUUUUGUGUUUGCCUCUGCUGGUUCUUGGUGUUUCUUUACUGUUGCAUCCUUUUGAGGGAUCAUUUAGCUCAUCCGGAAAAAUGCCGUUCCUGCUAUGGGGAAUGUGCUGUUCAUUUUAACAUGAAUGAUGGGAUUUUUGAUAUGAUUGUGAUUUUCAUCCUCCCUCUCUGCAUGAUUGUUACACUGUACACCAGAGUGUUUAUUGUUGCUGUGUCUCAGGCACGAGCCAUGCGUUCUAACGUCACAUGCAACAAAGUACAAAAUUCCAUCCCUUUAGGCGCAAAGAAAUCCGAGCUGAAAGCGGCCAGGACUCUCGGUGUUCUGGUUCUCGUAUUCCUCGUCUGCGUUUGUCCUUUUUACAUUUCUCCUCUAGUAAGUGACAUAAGCUUUUCAUCAUCCGGACAUUAUGUUCUCUACCUGUUUAAUUUCAACUCGUGUGUGAACCCCUUGAUUUACGCCCUGUUUUACCCCUGGUUUAGAAGAGCUGUUAAACAUAUCGUUUCUCUGCGCAUAUUGCAGCCUGGCUCCUCCAGGGCCAAACUGGUGUAG